CAAAUGAGAUUGUGCUGCGCAUGUGUGAACUUCAGUGUGCUGAUAGCUCUUGGGCAGUUCGGACGUAGUUUGAAUUGUCCUAACUUCAGAUUAAAUAUUAAACCAACGUAGUUGGUAUUCAUUUUAUAAUUAAUAAAAUUUGAUAUAAGAUAUAAAUAAAAGUUAGUAAUCACCGGAUGUAAUUCGGUAAAAAUUUACGACUUUCACCUGUUUUCGGCACUUUGCCGUAAACCGGUUAUAAAGAAAACACAUGGCGGAGAAAAUGAUCGAAAAGGGGUCCGCCUCUAAAAGAAAGUCUUCACUUGAAGACAUCAGUAAUACGGACGAAGAGGAGCUUCUGUCCGAGAAGAUAAAUUCCGUUUCCAGCGCGGCUGGUAAAAGGAAACAUGAGUCGACAAAGUCGAAAGCUUCCGCGAGUGGCGGAGCAAACACUUCAAGUGUAAAGGGUAAGAAACCAGCGAAGGUUAAUAGUAAUGAAACUCAAAACCCUGGCCCUUCUACCUCUGCAAAAGUAGACAAUCAUGAUGCAAUCAUGUCAAUGUUAGUCUCAAUCCAAGAAGGUCAGAAAAGACAAUCUGACGAUAUAAGGUCUUUAAAAGACCGGGUACAAGACAUUGAAGAAUAUGACGAGGGUAAUAAUUAUGAUGAUAAUUAUGAUGAAGGUGAAGAAAACCCCCAUGAUGAUGGGGAAAAUGUAGACAAUGAAAGUGAACCACCUGCUAAGAAGCAGAACAAAGAUGAUAAUAGGUUUUCAUCAAUGUCUAAGAGAUGUAAGGUUCAAGAACUUUGUGAUGUCAAAAUUGAUGAGGUCUUGGCAAAUAAUGUCAAUGAGUUGUUCAGGAAUGGUAUGAAUGAGGAACAAUACUCUGAGUUAACAAAAGAUGAAAACAAUGCAAGACCUGAAAAUUGUGAAGGUUUAUCUAUUGUAAGAAUAAACCAACUCAUGUGGAAUGUAAUUUCACCAGGAGCACAAUCUGCUGAUAAAAAAUUACAAUUUCUUGAAAGAACUAUUGUAAAAGCAGCAACAAUUCUAACAAAAACUGUCAACAAAAUGGCUAUUGACGAAAACAACAAUGCCAAUGGUAACUCUGGUAGUGGAGAAUACAUUGACAAAUGUAAUGAUGUAUUGGCUUUGUUGGGCCAUGCAAACCGCCAAUUGAAUAUGACUAGAAGGGAUUUUUUAAAGCCCGAAAUGAUGGCAGAAUAUGUGCCUCUCUGCUCACACUCUGUUCCUUACACAAACAACCUUUUUGGAGAUGAUGUCUCUAAAGUUGCAAAGGACAUUGAAGAUUGUUCCAAAGUUGGAAACAAGUUGAAGUUUGGUAGUGGCAGAGGUAGAGGCGGAGGCUUCUUCAGAGGUGGUAGAGGAGGCCACAGAGGUACUUUUAGCAGAGGUGGCUACCGUGGAGGAAGAGGUGGCUUCCGAGGAGGAAGAGGUCGAGGUUCCGGCCCUAUUCCAAAAAACUCCCAGAGAGGAGGAAAUCCACAGAAAUAUUAGAUACAUCAAAUGAAUUUAUUGAGCCGGUGCAUUUUCAAAAUCAGAGAGGACGGUGCAAGAGGAGUAGUAAUAGCUCCAUUUUGGCAGACACAAACUUGGUUUCCGAGACUAAUGCAGUUGUUAACAGACAAUCCAAUCGUUCUUCCAA
Molecule: messenger RNA, 1646 nt
Organism: Mytilus trossulus (common blue mussel)
Lineage: Eukaryota; Metazoa; Mollusca; Bivalvia; Mytilida; Mytilidae
Exons: 2
Coding region: 251-1498 (415 amino acids)
Source: RefSeq, a predicted model, not a curated record